Messenger RNA from Sipha flava (yellow sugarcane aphid), 1860 nucleotides. RefSeq lists its product as uncharacterized. Lineage: Eukaryota; Metazoa; Arthropoda; Insecta; Hemiptera; Aphididae. The transcript is spliced from 3 exons. Gene Ontology annotation, biological process: septate junction assembly. The record is from RefSeq and is a predicted model, not a curated record. The coding region runs from base 890 to 1333 and encodes 147 amino acids.
GGUUCUGUCGACGGGAUCCGAACGCUAACCACGGUAACGCGAUUCGAAAACGAAACGGGAAGAAAAAAAAACACCGAUUUCAAUAGUCCUUGGAAAUCGGAAUGUCGAUAAACAUUACGAACGGAUACGACGGCGGAGGGUAUCGACAUGCGAAUCCGUCGACGACCGGUGGUUACGUGGUGCGCACAGGAUUCUCAGGUAUUACGUGCCGCCUUCGAUAGGACGGCGAAUAAUUAGUGCGCGGCGACGACAGUCGUUCCCGUCAACAGGUUUUACUGCUUUCUCGUAACGUACGCGGGAAAUACGGUACGUGCCGCCGCUGCCUUCGUAACGAGUCCAAUCGAUUCGUUUCGGGAAAACCGCGGACGCAACGAACGGAACCGUGGAAAACGGCAGACCGGAUGAAAAGCGUUUGUCGCGGCCCGCCGGGCGACGUUCGCACCGACACGGUUUACAUGCGCGCGCGCGCCUAUGCGGACCGAAAACCAGCCGAACCGGGUGUAACGUCGGGCUAACCGCUUCCACCGACCUAUAGGUGUACGCUCGCGUUUAGCCGAACGCAAUGGUUAAGAACUAGCGCGUGAUAAAAAAAAAUAAAAAAAUAUUUAUAUAUAAACAAACCGAUAAUGACGCGUUACGCGGAGCGGUGAGGUACUACUACUACUGCUGUUGCUGCGAGAGGGAGUGGUACACUGCCGUAUACCGAGGUAUCCCGAAGGUAGAGGUUGUGCACGGUUAAUUCGUGUCCCAUUAGUUCCAAUUAAGCCGUUUCGCGCCCCUGCAGUAGAGGUGUGUGCGUGUGCAGUAUACGCGGCGACAGCAACAGCAGCAGCAGAAGCAGCACCAACGUUGUCCGAUACGGUGUGUGCAGUCGAUAACGAGCGUGAACAUGGCCAACGAGAAGUCGCUCAAAGAAUCCCUGCUGGCCGCCUCGCCGUUCCUCAUCAAAGUCGUGGAGAUCGUACUGGGCUUGACCAGCAUAUGUCUGCUCGUCAGCCCAUACUCGUCCAGGCUGCACACGAGCACGGGCCGAGCGGGUUUCGUGUACUCGGCACUGUCCGGCGCCGUGCUGGUCGACUUGCUCAUCGUGGUCAGCCAUUUCUUGCAGCAGAAGAUACCGAAAAAGCCGUGUCUGAUCGUGUCAUGCUGGUACGGCUUGAUGUUGGCCGUGGCCGCCAGCGUCAUAUUCUCCGACUGGAGAGCGCUCCAGUUCGCGCUUCAGGUGCGCCCGUCCAAGAACCGCAUGGACUUGAUGAUAUCCUCGGCGGUGACGGCCGGGCUGACGUCCAUCACGUUUUUCGCCGAUUUCGUGUUGACGUUCAAGUACGGGUAAAAAUGUGAAAGGGAAAACGAGAAAAAAACGACAAACGGACGUCGUAAACUACUACUUACAUCGCUGUCUAUUUCUACGCGCCCAACGGACGUAAUCUAAAAAGAAAACUGGCUUCAAAACGUUUAAUAUAUAUAUAUUUACAAUACAUACAGCAACACUUGACACACACACACACACACACACACACACACACACACCAUUAAAGGCAUUUUUAACGGUCGUAUCAUGACGACAUAGUUUUAACCGAUUAGCACCAGUUUCUAAACUAUCAGCACUGUCUUCGGUUAACUUUAUUCAUAAGUAUUAUAUAUUUGAAACAAAACAUUCAAUACGAUAUAUCAGUAUCAACUUUAUGCAAUUACUGCAGUAUUAUUUUUCAGUCAUGCUAGUAUUUUUAUUUUAAAACAUAAAUUAAUUAGGCAAAUGAGUACACAGUUUCCAUUAUAAUAUUUUUGUACUUGUAUAUUUUUAUUCAUUUAAACUAUAAGUACUUAGAUAUGCAUUUUAGUCAUUGAUCCGAUACAAAU